UUUCAGCGGCUCGAAACCUCUGCAACAGACAGAGGGUCUCUUAAUUUAGCUCUUUCUAGAUCCUCAAAACCUCCAUUGUUUCAGCAUCCCUCUCUCUCUCUCUCUGUCUGAAAAGAGACAUAUGGAGUGCAAUAGGAAGAACACAAAAGCAAUGAAAGAGCACAUUACCAAACACUUGAACGCAGUGCUCUUAACAUUGGCAACAUUUGCAGUAAUCUCAGCCAUUUUCAUAGCCAAAGGCUCCAACAGAUCUUCCCUUCUCUACCUCUCCACAUCCCCUAGACUAUGGAUCUCUGGCUUCUCCACUCUUUCUUCUUCAACGCUCGUUACGAGGAGAAACGGGUCACACCCGAAUCAAGAUUGGGGUUCGGGUUUGGGUACCGACCCGGGAUGGAAGAGAGUUGUAAAGGUGGAAAAGCAGCUUGCAAGUGCAAGAGCAUUGAUCAGAGAAGCUCUAUCAAACCCUAAUUCUUCAUCACCACUUAUGGACAAAGAUUACGUUCCUCAUGGCGAAAUCUACAGAAACCCUUAUGCCUUUCACCGAAGUUACCUUCUUAUGGAGAAACUCUUCAAGAUAUACGUGUACGAAGAAGGCGAGCCACCGAUGUUUCACUACGGUCUCUGCAAGAACAUAUACUCCAUGGAAGGAUUGUUCCUCAACUUCAUGGAAAACGACGUCGUUAGGUACAGAACCCUAGAUCCUGAUGAAGCUCACGUCUAUUUCUUGCCUUUCAGUGUCGUCAUGAUCCUUCAGCAUCUCUUCGAUCCGGUUUUUCGUGAUAAGGGUGUUUUGGAACGAGUCAUCGUCGAUUACAUACGGGUCGUUUCGACCAAAUAUCCCUACUGGAACACGAGCGAUGGGUUCGAUCACUUCAUGUUGUCUUGCCAUGACUGGGGUCACAGAGCAUCAUGGUACGUUAAGAAGCUGUUCUUCAAUUCCAUAAGAGUACUGUGCAAUGCCAACAUGUCGGAAUAUUUCAAUCCGGUGAAAGACGCACCGUUUCCUGAAAUCAAUCUUGUAACUGGCGAGAUAACCGACUUAACUGGGGGGUUAGAUCCGGUUAACAGGACAACCCUUGCCUUUUUUGCCGGGAAAUUGCACGGAAAAAUCCGACCGGUUCUUCUAAACCAUUGGAAAGAGAAGGACAGAGACAUUCUGGUUUACGAGAAUCUACCGGACGAGUUAGAUUAUACCGGUAUGAUGAGAAAAAGCCGGUUUUGCAUUUGCCCGAGCGGGCACGAGGUGGCCAGUCCAAGAAUACCGGAGGCAAUUUACGCUGGUUGUGUACCGGUUUUGAUCUCGGAAUACUAUGUUUUACCGUUUAGUGAUGUAUUGGAAUGGGAUAAGUUUUCGGUAUGGGUAUCGGUUAAGGAAAUACCGGAACUGAAGAGGAUAUUGUUGGGUAUACCGGAAGACCGGUAUAGGAGGUUAUACGAGGGAGUGAAGAACGUGCAAAGGCAUUUCUUGGUGAAUGAUCCUCCAAAGAGAUAUGAUGUGUUCAAUAUGAUUAUACAUUCUGUUUGGUUAAGAAGAUUGAAUGUAAAAUUGUUUUGA
Molecule: messenger RNA, 1555 nt
Organism: Tarenaya hassleriana
Lineage: Eukaryota; Viridiplantae; Streptophyta; Magnoliopsida; Brassicales; Cleomaceae
Product: probable glycosyltransferase At3g07620
Exons: 4
Coding region: 122-1555 (477 amino acids)
Molecular function (GO): glycosyltransferase activity
Source: RefSeq, a predicted model, not a curated record